Molecule: messenger RNA, 1405 nt
Organism: Sorghum bicolor (sorghum)
Lineage: Eukaryota; Viridiplantae; Streptophyta; Magnoliopsida; Poales; Poaceae
Product: protein PTST, chloroplastic-like
Exons: 9
Coding region: 351-1277 (308 amino acids)
Source: RefSeq, a predicted model, not a curated record
CUUCGCCUGAUCCCCUCGUCGCACGAGUCUCCGAAGAGGCGAGAGCGACGGCCAAGAAACGUGGCCGCGAACAGAGACGACCGCGGCGACAGCCACGAGCUCUUCCUCGUCCCCCCUGCUCCCACCCCACAACCCCUCGCCGCGGCCUCUUCCUCCCUCCGCCCCUGAGACCGCUCCAGGCCGCUGCCCCGCUUGCAUCGCGCAUUCGCGGGAGGUGGUUUCAGGUUUGCCUAGAAUUAUAUUCCUAUUGUGUAAUGAUGCAAUGCGUUCUUGAUGUGCAACUAUUACAUAUUCAAUUCAGAAGAACUUAAGAAGUUACCAUUAUUUCAGUUUCCCUUUCUCAGGGCAUUAUGGAAUGCUUAACAACAAGUUUUGCAAGAAAUGUGGGAAAAGAGCACAGCUUCGUAUGUUCAAGUAAGUUGGUGUCUGAAAACCAAUGGGUUCCAAGAAGGAUUUGCUGCUAUGUCUCUAGUUCAACAAACUCCAGUCAAUGGUGCAAGUUCACUAAUAUGGCAUACCCCAUGAGCCCAAUUAUCCGGAAAAGGUCACACUGGAGAUCCUUUGCUGCAAGUUUGAACUUAGAAGAUGGCCCUGCACCCUCUGACUCAACGUCAUCUUCAUCAGAGCAGACUACCGCCGAUGCUGAUGGAACUACCAACGGUGAUGCAUCUGAAGAUCUGCUUUCUCAAAAGCUGAGCUCUGAUGAGUUAAAGGCUCUUUUGGCUGAUUCGGAACGAAGUAAGCUUUUGAGAAGACUCAGCGAAGCAAAUCAAUAUAACCGAUUCCUCAAGAGACAGUUGCAAAUAAAGGAUGAUGCAGUUGUAAAGUUCAAAGGUGAACUUGCUGUUUUGGAACUAGAACUGCAGGCUCUGGUUGGCCUAGCUGAAGAGAUUGCUAAUUUUGAUGUUCCGUUAGGGUCUAGGAGGAUAAAUGGAAAAUAUAUUCAAUCUCAUCUUCUCUCCAGAUUAGAAGCUGUUCAUGAUAAGAUUGUGGAACAUAUAAAGGAUGUUGACUCUUUAAAGACCAAAGAAAUUUCUGUCUACUGGGUUGGCAUGGCUGAGAAUGUGCAAAUUAUGGGUUCAUUCGACGGAUGGUCCCAGGGUGAGGCAAUGUCCAUGGAGUAUUCAGGUGAUUAUGGAAGAUUCUCUGCGACUCUGAAGCUAAGACCUGGAAGGUAUGAGAUCAAAUUUUUGGUUGAUGGGGAAUGGAGAUUGUCACCUGAAUACCCGACUGCUGGAGAUGGAAUGACGCAGAACAAUAUUCUUAUUGUGGAGUAACAGAACUUUCUCAUGUAGCAUUUUAGUCAUCCAAACAAUGCCAAAGUGUACCUUCACUUCAUGCCUUCUACCAUCUGUAAAAUUAUGCUACCAUGUGGUUGCCUCACAGAAACCAGUGUUCGUUGAAA